UUUCCUACCAUCACGCUGAUCUACAGUGAUGACUUCAUUUGUAGGCCAAAUACUCUUUAUUACGUUGUGUACCUGAAGGUAUCGAUUGAAGCAGCGGAGGUUUACUCUACAGGGAUUUCAAAAUGUUCACUCCUACUACUUGAUUUAUAACAAGCGCUUAUUGACAAUUUCCCCUCAUGGUAAUCAUCGAUCUUAGUAUUACAGUUGCAUUGUUGAUGACCUCUUAUCGUGGUUUCAUCAUUGUUCCUGGCCAAUGGAUAAGUAAUUCUUUUCACGGAUCUGAUCACGAUUGUGGUCACUGAGGACGAAAAUGCAAAUAGUACUGUGAAAAUGAGACAGCAAUAUAGGCGAUAAUUGCUACCAGAAAGCCUGCGCCGUAUGCACUCAAAUGGGCACCUGUUGUUGUGCGAUAUGAAGAUAUCUUGCGAGUAUGACUAUGCUUACUGUCACCGAUGUUUUAUAGCAGAAAGAAAUUGCUUCAGGUAUCAUGAGUAGGAUCAGGUGUACUGGUAUAUCCAGAAUCACUACUUAUUAAACAAUCAUAAACCAGCAGACGCGUUUGUUUGACAGCGGAGGAAGUACCACAGGAGUGAUUUCUUUCUUGGCACCAAUGUCUUGGAUGUGAUAUAUAGUUACUACUUGUUUUUCUUUUUCACACUGGUAAUAUUGUGUCCACGGAGAAGUAGUGCAGCAGCACAGCAUAUGCUAUACACACACAUCCACUAGAGAGCAAGCUUUCAUCACAGAAACCAAAAUGGAACUUCCAGAAGUAGAAUAUUUAUCACUCACCGCAACUGAAUUACAAGACCCGGUGUCUCCGACAGAAGAAGAGACCAUCAUUUUGAAUGUCGGCGGGGUGAACCACGAGGUUUCCUUGGAAACAUUAUCAAGCAAACCAGGGACAAAAUUGUCCAAUUUGAGUGUGCUCAAGCAGCACUAUCGCCCGACAAAGAAGGACUAUUACUUUGAUCGCCACCCAAUGAUAUUUCUAGCCAUCUUGAACUAUUACAGAACGGGCGAACUCCACAUACCUCUCCAGUUUUGCGGCCCGUCAGUGAAAAAGGAACUGGCUUUCUGGCAGAUAGACGAGACACUCAUACAGGAAUGCUGCUGGAUAAAUUAUCAUGAAUAUCAGGAACAGAAGGAAUCUCUGAUAAAGUUUAAUGCUUUUUUCUCCAAUGAUGAAAACAUCUACAAAGAUAUAGAGGACACGAAAUGCCCACUGUGGAGACGCCUGAGGCUGAUGGCAUGGCGGACGCUGGAAGAACCGUGUUCGUCAUUGGCGGGCAAGGUGUAUGCCGGGAUCUCUCUGAUGAUGGUCCUUUUGUCCAUCUCUAUCUUCAUGUUGGACAGUCACCACAUUCUGGACGUGAGGCCGCACGACGGGGCGUGGAACCUGACCAUGUCGCUCUUCGGGACAUCCUACGAGGAAUACCAGGACCUACAAGACCACAUGAGCGGAAAACAUGACAAUGCCUCUCACGCAAUCGGUGACGACGUGAGGUUCAAUUUACUGCAUCCCGCUGUUGAGAUUUUAAAUUUCUUUUGCGCUGGUUUUUUCACGCUGGAUCUUUUAGCGCGAAUUAUCUGUUGCCCGAGGUUCCGGUUAUUGGUGUCGCCUCUGAUGUGCAUCGAUGUUGUUGCCUUGGUCCCAUUCUAUGUGGAACUGAUUCUAAAUAUCUGCCGACCGGAAGAACUGUAUAAACAGUCCGUUUUCGAUUUUCUCCAGCUUCUCCAAAUUGCUCGAAUAUUGCGUAUAUUUCGCGUUGCUAAGCAUUACACAGGUAUCAAGGUGAUUCUUUAUGCCCUCAAGGAAAGUGUAUCGGAAAUUAUCCUGACUAUAGUCAUGCUAUGCAUUGCCAUGAUCUUAUUUGCCUCGCUUAUGUUUUAUGGAGACAACGUUUAUAACGAAAGUAGUAAAAUCGAAGACAUUAUGAUUGGCUGUUGGUGGGCGGUCAUAACUCUAACGACAGUGGGGUACGGGGAUAAAGUACCAACGUCCGGCAUCGGUUACGUCGUUGGAACGGUGACUGCGUUCUGCGGCGUGUUACUUCUUGCAAUGACGAUACCCAUCAUCGUGAGCAAUUUCUUGUUGUACUACGCGCAAUCGCAAUCAGACAAGAAAAAAUGCAAGACGAAGAAACCAGAGAAGGAGGAUGACUGUGAUGCAUAGCCACCCAUUUCGCUAACGCUUUUUAUUUAAAUGUUUAAAAUUGUCUAUUAUUAUGCCAAAAUCAAAUAUGUACCCACUUGGGCCUAUUAUAUAGGGAGGUAUUUGUUUAACCUUUUCAAAAUUAUAAACAUGAUAUAAAUAUUGUGCUGUUGUGUUAUGGAUUUCAUUCACUUAUCAACAGGACAUCGUACCCUUUGU
Lingula anatina is the source of this 2371-nucleotide messenger RNA. RefSeq names its product voltage-gated potassium channel KCNC1. Gene Ontology annotation, molecular function: protein binding; delayed rectifier potassium channel activity. Gene Ontology annotation, cellular component: neuronal cell body membrane; axon terminus; presynaptic membrane. The record is from RefSeq and is a predicted model, not a curated record. Lineage: Eukaryota; Metazoa; Brachiopoda; Lingulata; Lingulida; Lingulidae. Gene Ontology annotation, biological process: protein homooligomerization; potassium ion transmembrane transport; action potential.